GGAACAUCAAUGUUGUGAGGUGCCCUGAACUCGGCUGCAUUUUUUCGUGUUGGUUUCAGUUGACACUGCAUGAUGAUGCGUGAUCUACCUUCAGUAAUUUGGUUGAAAUUUCCUUUAAAGCACCUUCAGGGGAGUAAAGAUUUGGCAGUUGGGCUAACACUAGUGAAAAACAGGUAGAAUUAUUCCUCCCGCCAUGAGUUUAGUUCUUCACACGUGUGAACUCAGCUCAUCUGAUCUGGUUUGCCGGGUACUGGGCAUGCGCAAUGCACAUGUGUAGCUUUCUCCAUGUUUUGAUUGCGCAACAUCGAUCGCUGAGGUUAAUAAAGUCUCAGUCAUUGCGAUCUUUAGAGAGGGGCGAGAACACAGCAAUUAUCAGCACCCUUUUCUUUUCUCAGACGUUUAAUGAGGAACAAGGGACAAGGAAACGACGUCUCAACAAAUUGAUGUUAUUGACAUUUUAUUUGCACCCCAAAUUAGUGAUCAAUACUAAAAUUAAAAAUAGUCCAAUUGCAACUUGAAGUUUUAAAUUCAACUGCAUAGACAGACCAGGCAGAGCUGAGGCGGAGUUAAAUUAGUUUUAAGUCUUCAGCUCAGAGGCAGACUUCCCCGCACGACUCAUCCACUCAGUCAGUACUCACCAAGAUUUCAAAGUCAAAGAUGUCUGACACUGCGAACAUCACUUUGCCAUCUUCAACCUACAGGACCCCAUCAGGACUGGCGUACAUAAAACUGCCCCAAGGCAUCAUUGAAAUUCUGGAAGUGCUCACAUGUCUUGGAGCUCUGUUGGGUAUAGCAAUCCAACCUGACAAGGCAGAGGAUGAAUCGUCAUACUGGCAUCUCCAAGCAGCCUGCGGAGGAUUCCUUGGCGUCACGGCCAUCCUCAUCCUCCUCUACGUAUUGGAUGUUCCCCAGAAGACGACCCGCUUCCCGUGGAGCAUGGUGCAAGUAUUCUACUGCGCUGGAGCAGCGGUAGCUCUCAUGUCUCUUGCCGGCCAUGUUGCGGCCAACACUUUUGGCCAAGCCGGAAUCAUUGUUGCUGUCAUUCUUUCCUUCAUUGCAAUGAUAUUGUACUUCAUUGAGAUCUUCUUCGCAAUCCGUGCCUGGAAGCGCAGCAUCAUUGCUGAGACACUUCGACUGGUCGAGGAGGGGAAGCUAGGAGUCAGUGCACCCCCUUCUGCUAUGAAAGAGAACAAUGCCAUCUAGAGAGCUUCCAAGCCUAACUGUUUUGGCAUUCAGUAUUAAGGAGUUUAUAUUCUUGUAUAAUUUUUCAACUACUCUAUAGAAUCCAGUUACAAAGUGUUAUUCCAAAAUCACUUUCAUUGGUAAAGACCAAAUAUCGGUUUAAGAAUGUGUCAUUUAAACUUUAAUGUAUGUUGUAGAAUUAUCAUAAUCUUUUCUCUGUUGUUCCCCUCAGAGGGAUGGGAUUGGGCUCAUCUUUUCAUUCCUCAUUAUGUGCUUCAAUUGUUCACCAAUUCCAAAGCCUAUUCCUUUUCCAUCCUCCUUGAUGUGAUCCUACCACCUUUCCAUCUAAAAAAAUGACUCUGAAAACAAAAUUUAAGGACAUUCCCAAAAUUCUUUCAUUUGCACUUAUCAAUAGCAAGCUCGAGAAUGAACAGAAAACAAAAUCGAAAACAGAAAACGGAAGUUAGAGAAAAUGGACAUUUCAAGAAUUCAGAGCCCCGUGUUCUCUUUCACUUUGCUAUGUGCUAAAACCCAUUGAUUGAUAUUAUCCCCCUUAGCUCCUCUUCACAUGCUCAUAUUCUGCUCGGAUUUAUAUUCUUUCUGAUCUUUAAUCACCCCAACUUUAUUCUGUGAAUCCAUAUCAUCCUUUUUUCUAUCUAUCUGAUCUGGUCAUUUUUCUUAUAGUUCUUUAACAUUUCAACUUUGCCACAUCCGAUUUCCUAAUGAAUUAAAUACCAACAUGAAUUUUUGGUGUGUUUGUUAUGCUUUUAGAGAUAUAACAAAACUUAUCUGUUGAUCAUGAUCAUGAUGAUGGUGGUGAUGGCAUUAUCUGUAAUACACCAUAAAGUAUUCAAAUUAUCAGUACUUGGUCAGUAAUUAACUUAGCGCUGACUGUAAAAUCUGAAAAAUGUUUGACAAGGGAUGAAUAGAUUAUAAUCAAAUAUGUAAAAUCGUGUAUUAUGCAUAUGGUAUUGCGUAUGUAAAGCAUUUUCAGCAUCCAUACAGUAACUGAAUGUAGGCUUUUUUUAUUGUCCUAAUAGAACCAGACUGUCGUGUAAUAUAAUAAACAUAACAAAUUGUCAAUUCAAGAAUUAUGAAUCCGUCAUCAUUUCAGCAUCAAGCUGUUAAUCAAGCUUUUAAAAUUCUUCUUCUUGGGGUGGAUGUAUAAAAUCUGUUUUUUUUUUUUUUUUAUUACUUAGUAUUAAUCAAUAUAUUCAGUUGAACAAUCAGUACUUUAUGCAAACUCGAUACCACUUGGUAAAAAACAAGGUUUCAUGGUUCUUUUUAUCGGUCGCAUUCACAUAUGCGCAUUUAUCAGCAUUUGUUUUAAUUGGCUACUUGCUGCCACCUGUAUAUAUUGUAAAUAGUUCCACUAUUUAUGCUGCGCAAAGAGGGUUUUGUCACAUAAAAUGUGGGAUUCCUUUGCAUGAUCCCUUUUUGAGCAGACUUUUAUCUCUAAGUGUUACCAGUUCAGAACAAAGUUCAUCUCAAGUCUAUACAUGACUUGACAUUAAUUUUCUAUAUGCCAACUAACAUUUGAAUGUUUCCAUGGCAAAGAAAAAGAAGAAUGUAGUGGUUUUACGGUACACCAACUCAAACUCGUUCGGGUGGUACUCUUCAGGACCAACAUAUGCUCAUGAAAGAAUACACGGGGUACCGUUAAACCACUACAUUCUUCUAAGUGCCAAGUAUGUAAUUUGUAUCAAAUUAUUUUUUAAAGACAUUUAGCAUUUAUUUUUUACAAAGAUAAUAUCUAAUAUGAAACAAUUGAGAGAUUUGUGUGUCUAUUUUAUUAUGACAACUUUGAACUUACAAGUGCAUUAAUUGUCUUUCAAAUUUGAAUUUUGAAUAUUUUGUUUAUCAUACAGUACUUAAACAUAAGGUGAUUCAUUAUUAUUAAGAAUCAAAACAGUAUAAAAUUUUCAUAUGUGAUAUAAGCAGAUAUUCUAUCAAAACCAGGCAAAAGUAUAUUUUAUGAAUAUUAAUAUUUUAAGGGAGACAAACUAUUUGCUGUAUACUGCCCAAUGAUUAACUAGGAUCCUCAUGCCUGCCGGCCUUGAGGAUUUCCAUUCUCAGAUGCCUAGAAUGUAGUGGUAUGUCAAUCUGAAUAUGAUAAUAUAACAAAUAAUGCACAGUUGAGAAUGUGGUGAUGUGGGGCAUUCAACGAUGCAAAAAGCAUGAGGUGUGUCGAUUGAGAAAAUACCCAAGAUGUCAAGAUCACCAAUAAAACAUCACAAACCUGUAAAUUGUUUGUUUUAUGAAAAGGGUCAUUACCUUUAAUUUGAUUCUUUAUAAGAACAUAAGAUUUAGUAUUUGGUUUCAGUGUCCAUAUAAUUCUAUAUACGUGGUACAAGAAUGAAUCUUCCCAAAUGGAGAUAAAUUCUGUGAUAUUGAUAAUUGGUAAUCUUCCCAAAUCAAGAAAAUUGGGUGAUAUAGUUACCAAUAAUUCAGUAUUGAGACGAAAUUGCUUUAUCUCAUUAAAUACAUGUAAUAUAAUUAACAGUCUUUCUCAGUGCUGUGCACAGAGUAUAUGAAUAUAUUUUCUAUUCAGAGAUUCUGUCAAAUUUUAGCAUCUAUAUUAAUAUCUUUACCAAUUUGUGCAAACUCUUCAUUUCAAAAUACUAUUAACAAAUGCCUAAUAUAUUUGUGUGAUGGUAUUGAUUGAUAUUAUCACGUCUUCCCAAAAUUUGGCGCAUCGAUUGAUAUUAAAAUGCAGAAUAUUUUAA
Lytechinus pictus (painted urchin) is the source of this 3908-nucleotide messenger RNA. RefSeq lists its product as uncharacterized. Lineage: Eukaryota; Metazoa; Echinodermata; Echinoidea; Temnopleuroida; Toxopneustidae. The transcript is spliced from 4 exons. Gene Ontology annotation, cellular component: membrane. The record is from RefSeq and is a predicted model, not a curated record. Bases 658 to 1203 code for a protein of 181 amino acids.